Molecule: messenger RNA, 2809 nt
Organism: Phyllostomus discolor (pale spear-nosed bat)
Lineage: Eukaryota; Metazoa; Chordata; Mammalia; Chiroptera; Phyllostomidae
Gene: UPRT
Product: uracil phosphoribosyltransferase homolog
Exons: 7
Coding region: 148-1068 (306 amino acids)
Source: RefSeq, a predicted model, not a curated record
UACGGAAGCCGAGCGGGUGAGAGGGCAGUUGAGGCUAGAGGUCCGAGGACGCGGCGGUUAUCUAGAGUGCACGUGAGCGUCCACCGUUUCUCCUUGUUUGCCUUAUCCUUAGGAGUCGGUAUUGCGGGGACGGCCCGGGUCCAGUGUAUGGCCACGGAGUUACGGUGUCGGGACUCCAUGCCCUGUCACAACCAACAAGUAAACUCUACCUCUACCCCAAGCCCUGAGGAGCCGCAAUCUGGCGACCUGAUCCCAGAUCCUGCUGGGGAAAACAGCGCCUUCAAAGCGAAGCCGACUCUCCUCACCAGUCACGCCCAUUCUAGCAUACCGGGGGAGGGGGGCUCUAAGGCCUGCGCCGGGGCCAGCCUCAACCCAGAGAGUAACGGUGGCAGUGGCGACUAUGACGCAUCGGCCCACGAUUGCCUUCCAAGGGACAGCCAACUCUCUUGGCAGAUUGGGCCUCAGCUUAAACUGCUACCCAUGAAUGACCAGAUCCGGGAGCUGCAGACCAUCAUCCGGGACAAGACAGCCAGUAGAGGGGACUUCAUGUUUUCUGCGGAUCGUUUGAUCAGACUUGUUGUGGAAGAGGGAUUGAAUCAGCUGCCAUAUAAAGAAUGCGUGGUGACCACUCCAACAGGGUACAAGUAUGAAGGAGUGCAAUUUGAGAAGGGAAAUUGUGGGGUCAGCAUAAUGAGAAGUGGUGAGGCAAUGGAACAAGGUUUACGAGAUUGCUGUCGAUCCAUACGUAUUGGAAAGAUCCUGAUUCAGAGUGAUGAGGAGACACAAAGAGCCAAAGUAUAUUAUGCCAAGUUCCCUCCAGACAUUUAUAGGAGAAAAGUCCUUCUGAUGUAUCCAAUUCUCAGCACUGGAAAUACUGUAAUUGAAGCUGUAAAGGUUCUUAUAGAACAUGGGGUUCAACCCAGUGUUAUCAUUCUUCUCAGUCUCUUCUCCACUCCUCAUGGUGCCAAAUCAAUCAUUCAAGAGUUUCCAGAGAUUACAAUUUUAACCACCGAAGUUCAUCCUGUUGCACCUACACAUUUUGGACAGAAAUACUUUGGAACAGAUUAAGUUAUUGAAGGAAAAUUUAUCAUCUUGUGUAAUAUUACAGUUAUAUUUUGAGUUUUUACAUGUUUUAUUGAUUCAGUUGAGGAAUAGCACAGAAAAUUGUGUUAAAUAUGCUUAGUAAUUUUUGGAAGUGCAUAUAGUAAAAAGAAAACGUUUGAGGUGUAUUUAUUUUAUUUGGUCAUUUCUUGACUGUUCACACCAAAUUCAACAAUAAAGUACACACAACUCUUAGAAAAUAUGUUAAUAAUCUUUUUAUGCAAAUCAUUGAAACUGGUCCCUAAUUUAUGAGCCUCUCAGUUUGGAGAUUGCUUGCAGCCACAGAUAAAAUCCAAAUGGAAGUAAGUUCUUUGGCCCACUAUAGUUUGCAUAUUAUUUAGUUUACUUUUAGUUCUAGGGAGUUUUCAUUUAUGUGGCUGUUUUCACCUUCCUCUACUAUUUUUUUUCAUCUUUUAUUGUUGUUCAAAGACAGUUAUCUCCAUUCCCCCCCCCACCACCACUCUCCCCUACCCCAGCCAUCCCUUCCUCUGCUAUUUAUUUCCUGGUACUAUACAUGCUGGUAACUGGGAGAGGAUGAAAAAAAAAAUUCCUCCUUCAAUUUUACAUUUCGUUAAUAUCCUCACUCAAGUGGCAGAUACAGGAUGCGUGGCUAGCUUUUCAGUCAGGCCAUUAUGUUCUUCCUGACUGAUUUCCUGCCCUGUAUAGUGCUAGUAGGUGACUUGCCAAAUGUAAUGCAGUGAAUAAAAUGGUGGGGCACUUCCUGUAAUGGGAACUGUAACAUUAACUCACAUAGAUUGAAACAGGGAUGUCUGGAUUGCUGACAAGAGAGGGUUAAGUACUGUCCAGGUCAUCAACGUCCUAGAAAGAAAUUGGUGGUGAUUUUUCUGAGGUGAGGGAGAAAAGGACAGUUUCUUGUUGAGUUUUAUGGCCAAUAAGGAAAUGGAAAAGCUGGCUUUUUAAUUUGAAUGUUUUUACUAGAGGUUUUGGAUUUGGAAAUUAGUUAUUUUGCAUGUUUGUCAACUGUUGAUAAAUCAAACUGGAAAAGGAAACCGUGAUAUUUUUUUAAAUUCCUAAACUUUAUAUAUUCAUAUUGAAGCUUCUGAAAGGAAGAUAAACCUUUUUGGAAAUUGGUGUUUCUGUUCUGAAACUUUUACAUUGGUGUUAAAACAUUUUAACAGUGGUUACUGGCUGAUUAUUUGAUUAAUUAUAAUCUCAUAGCCCCAUAGGCUGCUUUUGUGGACCUUUGUUUAAAAAAAAAAAAAAGGAAACAGAAAAGAUGCCCUGUCUGGUGUGGCUCAGUGGAUUGAGUGCUUGCCUGCAAACCAAAGGGUCACCAGUUCAAUUCACGGUCAGGGCACAUGCCUGGGUUGACAGCCAAGUCCCCAGUAGAGGGUGCGUGAGAGACAACCACAUAUUGAUGUUUCUCUCCCUCUCUUUCUCCCUCCCUUCCCCUCUCUCUAAAAAUAAAUAUUUAAAAAAGAAAAAUAGAGAAGAGCAGAAGGCAGUAUGUUAGAAAGAACCAAAGCUGAUGAAAGUCAGGAAAGAUUGAAGAAGGAAAGCUGGUGUUGAAUGGAAUGGACUGCGUUUUCCCUUUGAAGCCUAGGCACACUAGAAGGACAUCACUAUAUUUUUUGUUUUAUGUUUGAAGACUGUCAUAAUAAAGUGUGAUUAGUUGAUAGGUGACCCAUAGUAUAAUUCUUCCAUGGCUAAUGUUGCUUUCAUGCUAUUAUUAAAGUUAUUAUUUAUA